AUGCGGAACACGACUGGUCUAGUUUUCUGUGCCCUGGCCCCCCUGACAGGCUUUCUGAUGAUAUGCCUGGGGGCCUACUUCAUUUCCUCAGAUUCAAUAUUCAGCUGUUGGGAGAACAUGGUUCUCACCUAUUUACUUCUGCCUCUGGGGUUUGUGAUUCUUCUGAGUGGAAUUUUCUGGAGCACCUAUCGCCAGGUGAGAGAAAGCAAAGGAAUGUUCAUCCAGGACCUCGAACGACAUUUUCAUCAGGGGGCAGCCCUGCCCUUGGCCACAGUGGACAGGCCAAACUUUUAUCCUCCUGCUUAUGAAGGAGGGGCUGAAAAGAAGCCUGGUUGGGCAGAGGGAGCGGCCACCGGGGUUCCUCCACCUCUCUACAGCGAGACGGACCUUGAACACCUUGAAAGCACCAAUCUGGCCCCUGAGGCCCCACCAUCCUAUGAAGAGUCUGUAGUAGACCAGAUGGCUGCGACCAGGCCAGGCCUGCAGUGCUGA
Molecule: messenger RNA, 492 nt
Organism: Sorex fumeus (smoky shrew)
Lineage: Eukaryota; Metazoa; Chordata; Mammalia; Eulipotyphla; Soricidae
Gene: TMEM252
Product: transmembrane protein 252
Exons: 2
Coding region: 1-492 (163 amino acids)
Source: RefSeq, a predicted model, not a curated record